CAAGGGUGAGCCAUUUAAUGGCAUUUAGCUUUGUCAGAUUCCAAAUUUGCCCCCCUUGUGGAGUCUUUCUGAAAACAAAAUGAAGUGCAAAGUCUGCAGUGGCAGCAUUGUUGCCUGAGAACAGCAAUAUUCCAUUUGAAACUUGUGCUCUGUGGAGCCUGCAAAAUUGGAAAUUACUUAGACCAGUGACUACUUUAUUUCAGUUAUAUGUGGAAGUGGUUAAUGGUUUCUUACGCAGAAAACACUUUCAUGAUUUCUACUCCAGUCUGUUAAGGCUCAGAGCAGGCACUAUGGGUGUGUUUGCUUUUACUUUUAAAGAAAGGCUGGCAAAGAUGUGGCGCCUUGUUUGGGUAGAAGGACACCAUGGAAAAGGAAAGAAUUUAAGGAAUGAAGAAAACUUUGGGAGAUAGCAGAGUAUCUGAGUUUGGUGCAGACUGUGGUAUUUUUUGUAUUUGUUUAAAUCAAAAUAUAAUUUACUCAGUGGGAGCCUCUUGCUUUGAUGAACAGGAUAUUUACUCUAAAAAACAUUGAAGAUCUUCACCCUCCUUUAACUUGAUUUCUUUUGAGAGUUUUUUCCAAAAUAGAACUGUAAUGAAUUGGUAAUAAUUUUUCUUCUCUGAAGUAUGUUGCGAAAAUCAUAUGUUACCCUUGGACUGUUCCAGGCUGUAAGUGAAGAAAAGAAUUUCACUGUGGAGUGAGGGAAUACUUCCAGGAGGUUGGAUGAUUUCUGGAUUUCUUUUGAGAUGGUUUUCGCAUUUUAACUUUGACUUUCCUUUUGGAAGCAACCAAGAUAGUUUCAUGAGCAGUAUUGGAGGGAGUUCAAAUAGCUGUGAGCAGAAACCACUCCCAGUUCUUACUGUUGUUUUCAUUAGCUGAGGAGGAGCCACAGCUACCUACUAAACAUUUCAAGUAUUACCAAUUAAAGCAGGGAGGGUUUUAAAAUCUGCACCCUACUGCUUAAUAUUCUGUAGUAUGUGUUGAAAUGGAAAGCUCGUGUAUUUUACUUUGGACUUUAAUGACUCUUUUGGGCCAUAUCUGAUUAAAUAAAGUUACACCCUUUCUUCUCAGUGUUCACCCACCUGUUCUUGCUGAAUGCUGGUUGUUAAAAGCAUUAAGUAGUGAAGAAAGCGCAAAGCUCAGUACGCCAUGGAGCCUCUAGGUGCAGGUGUCGAAAUCAGCUGGAGGGUUUGUGGUUUGUGUUGCUGUGGCACUGGGGGUGGCAGUGUCUGGUGAGGCACAGGCCACGUGGUCUCCUUCUUCUGCCUGAUACCCAGAAAUGUUUUGUGCUAACCAAGUACACUUCCUACCAAGACAUAUUCUGCAAAUAGGCCCACAAAGAACAGAAGAUUUGGCUGCAGUCCCACCCACAGCACUUGGCACGGUAACAGUGAACAAGAUAUAAAAAUGCCCCGCUUCUGCAUUCAGUGGGGCAGGAGAAUGUGAGCGAAAUUGCAGGGACAGAUAGACAGGUUUGUCCUCCUUGCCCCCCUCAGUAGGGACACUGUUUGGUAAGCCUUGUGUCCUCAGCUGUGCUGAGUGCUGACCUGAGGUAUUAAACUUGUGAUUGCAAUGGCCCUUUUAGUGCUGGAUGUAGCUCCUUUGCAGUUAAUGCACUCUCACCCUCAGUCCAGAGAAACGUGGUAUGUUGCAUUCAAUAAAUCAUGCUGUUCCAGAAUCUGACUGGUUCUUCUAAAUGCAGCCAGACCUACAGUUCAUAGACUGUUUGUGUAUCUGGAGUUGGACCUGUAGUUACAUGGGGCCUACCUGAGUGUGGGCAGUGAGUUCUCACCUUCUUCUGCUUCUUGGAGAUAUGUGGGCUUAUGAAGCAUGUUUUGUACACACACUUAUCUAAAGGUCUGCUCCAGAUGCAGAUGAAGUCAGUAAGAUGUCUUGAUGCCUUUUCUGAGACUUGAGUAGUACUUGGCAUAAGUGGUGAAAUGGAGCUUUUCUUGCCUUGGCUGUUGUGUUGGGGUGUGAUGUAACGGCACAGUGAGGUAGGGUGGGUGUAGCUGUGCCCUGGGGUUCCAUGGAGGGAUCUGCUGCUCCCUGUGUGGAGAGCAGGGGUGGGCUCUCCCUGCUGUGUUACAGCUGCUCUCGCACACACAGGUACAGCUGCAGGGCAGGCAGCCCCCCCUGAGCCUGCCUCUCAGUAAGAGCACUUAGUUACAACAUCAUCACCAGUCCUGGAGCUCUCAUCUUGGGGGAUUGUCUUACAUUUGGCCAUGAAUCUGGGACUGUAAGGGAGUAAAUCUGUUCCUCUAAGUCAGCUGAUGCUCAUAAUUGGCAGUGGGACUUCAGUUAUUAUCACAUACCUUCAAGAAGUAAUUAAGAGAAAUCAAUAAUUAAAAUAAUUCUAAUCAAUAGAGCAACUGGACUGAUGCAUUUGGUUAAAAAUCAGAAUUUCAGUUUAAUUGGAAAACACAUGCUUUAAUUAUAACUAGAGCUAAAAACAUUGUCGUUUCAUGCCAGGGUUUGAGAGAAUUCAGAUUUUUCCCCCCAACACUGUCACUUGAUAGAUGCUUAUUUUAAAUUAAAUUAUAUUAAUGGUUUAUUAUGUUACAUUUCUGUGGAUUAACACCUGUGCAGUCUGAUUGGCCCAGGAAAAACCCAGUUAGGUUAUAGUAAGUAUUGAACAAGAUGUGUGCGGAAAAUCAGGAUUCAAGUUAACAGUCAGAAUUAUCUGUUUCUGUAAUUUACAUGAGGAAUAGCAAUUGUCUGCUUUUCUCUGACGUUGGACUCAUGGUAAACAUUAGAUAUUAAGUCAUCAUAACUCAGCAAAAAGCUAAGUCUCUGACAGGAACUGAUGCUCAGAGAUGUUUAUAUCCAGUAUAUUGUAUGGCUGAGCUUCUGUUUUCUGUAGAGUAACAAGGCAAACCUACCAUGGGGAUAGAAAAAUCAGUAAAAUUGUCUGUGUGUUGGAGUAUCUUGGGUUUUCAUCUCCCACUGCAUUCUUGACAUUGGGGCAUUAUUUUGUUAUCUGAAUAUGCAUUCUGGAACAUGAUUUUGGACAUUCAAACCUAAAUGAAAGUAGUUACAGUAGACAAUGUCCACAGACCUUCAGGGAGAAGUCCCAGUAAAUAAAAUGAAUCAUACCGUGAGCAUGGGUGAAGAGAAAUUAAGAAUUUGUUUUUGUCACUCUUCAUUUGCAGAGGAAAAGUUCCUAGGUUUUAAGUGUCUGUGUUUCAUCUGCCACUAUAAGGACAUGGUGAUAGCUGGAAGAGCAUCUCCUCACUCUACCCCUACCUCCGACCUGCAGAAAGAGGUUUUGCUUGCCAGUGAGAAAGCUAAAAUGGAACAUGCAUAGCUGCAGAAAAAGCUAACCUGGUUUUGGCAUAAUGAGCUCAAACUUGAUUAAAAUUCUUUUAUUAAAUCACAGCAGAGUAAGUAGCCACAGAGUAAUGACUGGAAUGUGUCCUCUAUCUGGAAGGACUCUGCCGAGCACGUAGCACAGCUCAGCAUAUGAACUGAUUCAUUUGUAUUACUGCAGUCAGGCUGAAAUUCACACUGAUGCGUGGUUCAUGUCAUACUCCUGGAGUUCUGUGCACACUUUUUAUUUUUAAAUUAAGUAAUCUGGCUUUUAUAAUAGAAUUUUGAUUUUUCAAAUGUACCUUUUAAAUGGUACAUUUUUCUAGUAAAAUGUACCACUUGAUGCCCUGAUAAAAAGAUGGUUUUGCCAGAACUGCCAGACACCUACUUUUUAUCAACCACUCUCAGAGAAUAUUGCAACAACAAUAACAGGAAUAACAAUACAGGUACUGGCUUGCAGGUCUAAAAACUGUAAUCUGCAUUACUGCUAUACAGCUUCUCUUCUCCCCCUCCCUCACUUUUCCUCUUUUUAAAAGAGCAGUGCUGUGGUGUAGUUUUUCAUCCACCUUCAAAUGUGGACAUGUCAAACCUCUAGCAACAUGGUGAAAACACCUCCCGAUUCUGUUGCCUUUCUCUUUUCUAAUAUUCCUUCUACCUAUUCCUUUAAAUUACUUUGUUUUCCCUGCAGAUUGCUGGUUGGAGCUCCUCGGGAAAAGGCCUUUCCAGCCCAACAAGCCAACAGAACAGGAGGGCUGUACAGCUGUGACAUUGCAUCUCCAAAUACAAAUUGCCUGCGUGUCAAAUUUGAUGAGGAGACUGACCCAAGGACGGAGAGUAAAGAAGACCAAUGGAUGGGUGUAACUGUCCAGAGUCAGGGGCCAGGAGGAAAUGUGGUGACGUGCGCACAUCGCUAUGAGAAAAGGCAGUAUGUAAACACAGUGCAGGAAACCCGGGAUAUCAUUGGAAGGUGCUAUGUGCUCAGCCAGGACCUCACUAUUAAGGAUGAUAUGGAUAAUGGAGUGUGGAGUUUUUGUGAUGGUCGUUUAAGAGGCCAUGAGAAGUUUGGUUCCUGUCAGCAAGGUGUUGCUGCUACUUUUACUAGAGACUAUCAUUAUAUUGUGUUUGGUGCCCCAGGCACUUACAACUGGAAAGGGGUGGUUCGUGCAGAGCAAAAGAAUCAGACAUUUUAUGAUCUGGGUAUCUUUGAUGAUGGGCCUUACGAAGUUGGUGAUGAGAGCCGCCAGGAUAAGAAUCUAGUUCCUGUUCCAGCUAACAGUUACUUAGGUUUCUCUUUGGACUCUGGUAAAGGAAUUGUCUCCCAAGAUGAGAUGACUUUUGUGUCUGGUGCCCCAAGAGCGAACCACAGCGGAGCAGUAGUUUUACUAAAGAAGGAAAAAAAUCAGAGAGCACUUUCCCUGGAGCACAUGUUUGAAGGAGAAGGGCUGGCCUCCUCUUUUGGCUACGAUGUUGCUGUUGUGGACCUCAACAGUGAUGGCUGGCAGGACAUCGUUGUUGGGGCCCCGCAGUACUUUGACAGAAGCGGGGACAUCGGGGGUGCCGUGUACAUCUACAUGAACCGCCAGGGCAACUGGGCAGGGGUGAAGCCUCUGCGCUUAAAUGGAACCACUGACUCCAUGUUUGGACUUGCAGUAGAAAAUGUUGGGGACAUUAAUCAGGACGGAUACCCAGAUAUUGCAGUAGGGGCUCCGUACGAUGGUUUUGGCAAAGUAUACAUUUAUCAUGGAUCCAAGAAUGGAAUAAAUACGAAACCAGCACAGAUUCUUGAUGGUGAAAAAACAAACACCAAUUUCUUUGGUUACUCUAUUGCUGGAAAUAUGGACCUGGAUAAAAAUUCCUACCCUGAUGUUGCUGUUGGUUCCCUGUCAGAUUCUGUAAAUGUGUACAGAUCUCGGCCUGUGAUAAGCAUUAGAAGAAACAUUACAGUACAGCCUGAUAGAAUUGAUCUAAAGAAAAAGAACCCUGAGGACCAUGGUGAAAUCAGGAUGGAUGUGAAAGCAUGUUUUCAAUAUACUGCAAACCCUAGAGAUUUAAAUCCAAGAAUAAAGAUCAAUUACACGUUUGAAGUGGAAAAUGAGAGGCGGCAGCUGGGCCUGCCCUCCAGGGUGCGCUUCAGUGACCACUCCUCUGAUCAGUUCACUGCAAGUACAACCCUCAGGGGACAGAACUCAUGGGAGUGUGUCACUGCAAAGCUUAUACUGCAGGAAAAGAUUAAAGAUAAGCUACGUCCCAUUCCAAUAUCAGUCAACGUUAAAAUUGCUGGCCUGGAGUCACCAUCCAAGAGAAGAGAGAGUGCACUUCCAGAUCUUAUACCAAUUCUAAAUUCAAAUGAAUCUGAAACAGAGACCACAAAAGUGGAGUUCUUAAAAGAAGGAUGUGGAGAAGACAAUGAAUGUCACAGCAACCUGAAGCUUCAGUACCGGUUUUGUACGAGAGAGGGAAAUGAAGACAGGUUUACUUAUUUACCACUUGAAAACGGCAUGCCAGUGCUUGUUCUGAAAGACCAGAAAGAUAUUGCCCUGGAAAUAACUGUGACAAACAAUCCAUCUGAUGUAAAAAAUCCACAAAAAGAUGGUGAAGAUGCAUAUGAAGCUAAACUAAUUGCAAAUUUUCCAGACAGUCUGACAUACUCUGCAUUCAGAGAGAUGAGGAGUUAUCCUGAAAAACAGCUGACAUGUGGUGCUAACCAAAAUGGCUCUCAAGCAGAGUGUGAACUUGGAAAUCCUUUCAAAAGAAAUUCUAAUGUAACCUUUUAUCUGAUCUUAAGUACCACUAAGGUUAAUGUUGAUACAACAGACCUAGACAUUAACCUGAAGCUGGAAACAACAAGCACUCAAGCUAAUUUGACUCCAAUUACAGCCAGUGCUAAAGUGGUUCUUGAAUUGCUUUUAUCAGUCACUGGAGUUGCUAAGCCUUCUCAGGUAUAUUUUGGAGGUAACAUCAUUGGUGAGAGUGCAGUGAAAUCUGAAGAUGAUAUUGGAAACCUCAUAGAGUAUGAAUUCAGAGUAACUAACUUGGGCAGACCACUGAAAACAUUUGGCACUGCUUCCCUGGACAUUCAGUGGCCAAAAGAAAUUAGUAAUGGCAAAUGGCUGCUUUAUUUGAUGAAAAUCGACUCCAAAGGCUUGGAAAAAGUCUCCUGUCAACCCGAGGGUGAAAUCAACAGUUUGCGUGUUGCGGAAUCCCAUAACUCAAGAAGAAAGCGUGAAGUUGCAGAGAAGCAGAUUACAGAUGGCCAGGCAUUCUCCUUAUUCUCAGAAAGAAAAUACAAGACCUUGAGCUGCAAUAUGAAUGCACGCUGUGUGGAUAUAAAGUGUCCCCUGAAGGGGUUUGACAGCAAGGCAUCUAUUGUGCUGCGUUCCAGGCUGUGGAACAGCACCUUCCUGGAGGAAUACUCAAAAAUGAAUUACCUUGACAUUGUGGUUAGGGCUUCUAUCAGUGUUCCUGCUGCAGCUAAGAAUGUUAAACUCACAAAUGAAGUUGCUCAGGUGCGUGUUACUGUAUUUCCUGCAAAACCAGUAACCCUUUAUACAGGGGUUCCAUGGUGGAUCAUUGCAGUGGCUAUCCUUGCUGGAAUACUCAUGCUUGCACUCUUGGUAUUCUUACUAUGGAAGUGUGGUUUCUUCAAGAGAAAUAAGAAAGAUCAUUACGAUGCCACAUAUCACAAGGCUGAGAUCCAUGCUCAGCCAUCUGAUAAAGAGAGACUUACUUCUGAUGCAUAGUACUGAUCUACUUCUGUAAUUGUGCGGGUUCUUCCGGCGCUCCAGGUACGAAGACAGUGUCCCCCGCUACCACGCUGUAAGAAUUCGGAAGGAGGAGCGACAGAUCAAAGACGGGAAAAGCCAAGACCUUGAGACAAAACAGUGGUUGACCAAAUGGAACGAAAAUGAAAGUUAUUCUUAGGCAAAAAUGUUGUUUAUCCACAAAGUUCAGAUAGAGGUUAAGGUUUUCAUUCAUGGAAUACUGAUGGAGUUAGACCUGUGAACACUAUAUACAUUCACCAUUUGAUUGUAGAUAUUACUACUUAUAUUGAAGCUUUUAUUUGCACAGUUAAAAUGGCUUCAACAGACUUCAUUUGCCUUAUUUAAUUUCCACGCUGCCUCUUCAUCCCCCUUAAAUCUAACCCACACUUCAGAUAAUAUUAUGCUGAUGUGGGGGUCUUUUCUGCAAAAUGAGCAAAACCACUACAGCAGAUGUGAUCCUCCUGUGAUCCUGACUUUCUUCCUAGUUAUUUAAGGCAUGAAUGAUUAAGGUCAAGAUGAGUUCUCCAUUGUUCCCUCAAUGCACAGUGCUUUAUAAACACACAGUGGCCUUAUCACACUUUGUUCAAGUAUAACUGAAGGCCUGCAAGUCUGCUUUAGUCAUAACCCUUGCCUGCUGCAGUAGUUAGGGCUUAACAAAAAGCAUCAUCUUAAAUUACACGUGCAAUGGGUCAUGUUGCUCGAUUUUGGGCUUUUUAUUUUUUAAGAUCAGAUUGUGUGAUUCUUGUUCACAACAAUACACACAGGUUUUGUUUUAAGAGAGGCUUGAAUAUUAAAUGUACUUUCUGUAUAUAUAUAUUUUAGUCAUUUUUGUAUUUAUUUUUAUUAUAAAUCAUUGUCUUUGACUAACUGGUAGGCUGAAGACUACUGAAUUUUGAAAACCAUUGUUCUGGUUUUUAUGUUUCUGUGCUUGAACUUCAGAUUAUGAGACCUGAGGCUUUCACCGCAUUUUAAUAAAUCACUGAAGGUGCCAAUGCUUUCUAAAAUGUAAAUAUUUAUGCAAAUGAUGUGUAUGGGUGCUUUCUUUUCCUGAUGCUUGUAACAUCAGGUCCUGUAACAUGAUUUGUAUACUACUGUGGACUGUUUAACAGUUUGGACACCAAAGUGAAGUAAUGUUUUAGAUACCAUUUUAUCCUCACUGCAAGAAAGUGAAAAGUCCUUUGGAAACCUCUUUCCAGCUUCACAAGGACUUCCUGGUCGGCAGAAAGCCUUGACUACUGCAGCUGUUGUAGAGCACUUGGAGGCUGGAGAUGCCUUACCUUAACUGUCAGGAUCUGAGCUGAUCCACGUUGAGACUACUGAAUCAUCUUGAAUACCUGAAUGUUGAUAAAAGUAGAACCAUGUUAUUAGUAAUUGGUUAUUGUAACAUAACUGAGAAAUGAUUUAGAGAGUUUACUUUUUUACCCAUAUUCUAAAGCUUUGGUACUAUUUAGGAACAAAGAUUUAGUUCACAGUUGUGUAUUCCAUGUGGAACAAAAUUCUGCUCAAAAAGUAUGCAUGUUAAUUGCUUGUACUAUGAACUAUGCAAAAACCUCUUGGUACUUUUUCUCCUCAUAGGGUAAAAACCUGCUAGGAGGGCAGUUGUCAAAUGUCUUAUUUUUACUGCUAACUUUGAAUGUACCUUCUUGGAAGGUGUGGUCACCUAAAAAGUUACCUUUAGUGUUAACUAAGGUGAGUCUAUUAAACUAGAGAAUCUCAGUGUGUUAUGACCCUGACUUUAUAAACUCUUACAUAAUUAUGUAUUAAUAUCUUUAGAUAAUAAUACAUAAUUAAUUAUGUAUUAAUAUCUUUUAGAAUCUUAGCUUAUUUGCUUAAAGGCUCAGCAGCAUCAGAAGCCAGGCUAAUGAGGGGCUAAGAAGCUUGAGAAAUACCCCUGAGUAUAAAAUCAGAUUGUGGCCCUCAUCUAAGAACAUGAAUGUCUUAGCAGCGUUAAAGUUCUUGAAAAAAUAAGUCACAUCACUGGUAUAUUUUUAUCUCAAACUUUGUUAUACCAGCUAAGAAUGCUACAUCAUUCCAUGAUUAGAAAUUACCUGUGGAUAUUUGUAUAGAAGUGUGAAAUAAAUUUUUUUAAAUUAAA
Messenger RNA from Zonotrichia albicollis (white-throated sparrow), 9162 nucleotides. The record is from RefSeq and is a predicted model, not a curated record. Lineage: Eukaryota; Metazoa; Chordata; Aves; Passeriformes; Passerellidae.